Molecule: messenger RNA, 1635 nt
Organism: Fusarium redolens
Lineage: Eukaryota; Fungi; Ascomycota; Sordariomycetes; Hypocreales; Nectriaceae
Exons: 4
Coding region: 193-1449 (418 amino acids)
Biological process (GO): adenylate cyclase-activating G protein-coupled receptor signaling pathway
Cellular component (GO): plasma membrane
Molecular function (GO): G protein-coupled receptor activity
Source: RefSeq, a predicted model, not a curated record
GUGCAUCUCGGCCCUCCCCUUCAGUUUCUACGUACGCCACGGAAAAAUGAGGAUACUGUCAUCGUGACCCGUUCUUCUGACAUCACAUCUAUGUUCUACCGCACUGGCGACUACGGCUAAACUGACCUUAACAAUCAUCCAUUGAUUUACCCAUUUCCCUCGCCACACGUAUAUCGUGCGCCGCUGUAGCUAAUGUCUGCUGUUCAGGAUCAGCAUGAGUUGACGACAAUGACACCGACGCCGAGUCAGGCCCAUGCGCUUGCACUUGUGGAGCGAAUUGAGGGCUGCAUGAGUCUCGUCGCUGUGUUUCUCAUCUUUAUUACGUACGGCCUCGUGGCGCGACUGCGGAACCCCCGGAAUACCUUCAUUGUCAUGGCGAGUAUCGCCAACCUCGGCUCGAGCAUCGCUUGCAUCAUUGCGAGGGAUGGACUCGCGGCUGGGGAAGACUCUGCGCUCUGUAAAACACAGGCGUUUCUACUUCAAAUGUUCGGGCAGUCCGAUCCGUGGUGGGCUUUUGGACUGUCCCUCAACACUCUCCUCGUUGUCCUGGGCCGUACAAACCCCCAUACGUUCCACGCGUUGCAAUACUGUCUCGUCUGCUUUGGAGGGCCAUUUACCAUCGCUUUUACGCUGCUUUUUAUUUCAACACCAGCUCGUGGACCUAUUUAUGGCCAAGCAUACGUUUGGUGCAGUGUUAGUGAUAAUUGGUCAAACGUUCGCGUCUUUUCUUCAUAUAUCUUCGUAUGGACUUGUAUCGUUGGUUCUGUCGUCCUGAAUAUCAUUGUUGGCUACCGCAUCUUCCACUCACGGAAUCGAAUCCGGCAUCUGUGGAAUUCAAUAGACUCAACGAAGACUGCCACGCGCAACGCCGAGAACGCUGCAUAUCCAGUGCUUGUCGCGGAAGACUUUGUCACCCUCGCGCCAGUUCCCUAUGUUUCGCUGCCUGUGCCGUUACACACGCGGCCUACGUUAGGAGUUCUGGAAGCCUCAAUACACGAGACAGCGGAUCACUGCCUACCGACAAUCACUUCGAACAAACCUCGUCAUUCGACUCCACGAAAACGCCGAGUACAUCACACCAUAAUGGUAACCAGGAGGGUAUUAUCAAAAUACCGUCUUGAGGACCCUGUAAAGAGGGUAUAUCUACGCGCCACAUUCCUCUUCACUUUCAGCGUCGUCGUCUCGUGGACGCCAGCAACCAUUAACCGCUUUCAUAGCUUCAAAUACGGGUACUCCUCAUUCCCGUACCAAAUUGCGACUGUGUCCCUUCUACCACUCCAAGGUGUCUGGAAUGCCAUUAUUUUCUUUGUGACUAGCCAUAAAAUUAUGGAGGUCUGGGCGCAGGAUCAAAGGGCUCUGAGGGUUUCCAGGCCGAGUGUUGCUACAGAGGAGGCGGUGAUAAGGAGACCUGACAGAGGCCCGAAUGUGGGUUUAUCUAUGCUGGAUUGAGUGGUCCAUGUUCACAUGUCCGUUACGAAAGACUCAGAAAGGACGUUUUGACGUACUAAAUCUCGACCACAGCAAUGCAGAGAGUAAAAGAUAUACCAGAUAAUAGAGAAAGGUUUUCUAAGUUAAUUUCUAUCAACGAAAUGGAUUUUAUCUAUCCAAGGCGAUCUAUAUCUGCCGAAAAGACGA